Messenger RNA from Hevea brasiliensis (rubber tree), 1452 nucleotides. RefSeq lists its product as uncharacterized. Bases 169 to 1104 code for a protein of 311 amino acids. The transcript has 6 exons. Lineage: Eukaryota; Viridiplantae; Streptophyta; Magnoliopsida; Malpighiales; Euphorbiaceae. The record is from RefSeq and is a predicted model, not a curated record.
ACUUGCAGAAAAAAUUAAUAAAAAAAACAGUCUUCACGCGCAUACAGGCACAAUCACAGUGCCCAUUCCGAUCACCGGAUAAAUGGUUCCGGUGGCCGGGCGUUGACUCUAGAAGCCUUUAAAAAAUUGGAAGUGGGAAUUGUUUUGAGUUUUGAUCCUUAGUUAAUAAUGGAUUCUGAGAAAGAAAGAGAAAUGGGGAUGGAGAUGGAGAAAGAAGAAACCCUAGACGAUAGGAAGAAGGGUUUUGAUUAUGUCGUGUUACGAUUGAUUUUAGCGAUUAUUUUCGCAAUCUUUGCUUUCUUUUCCUUAUCCUUAUUUAUAGGAUUCAUAGCAGUUUUGGCCGCCCACUUCUCCAUUGCCACUCCCAUCUCUGUUCCCACUCAGUGCAGGAUAGUCUCCAGCAGUGUGGAUCUCAAAUCAUCCAAGGUCUGCGAACUUGGAUUUUUGAAUUAUAAAGCCAAAUAUGUCUUUUAUCCUUUUGAAAGAAGUAAAUUUCGGUGUCGUUAUGAUUAUUAUUGGGCUUCAGUGUUUGAGGUGGAAUACAAAGACCCUUCUUUGGGUCACACACAACUUGCAUUUGCUGAGGCUCCAAAUGAAGCGCUUCCUCUAAAUUGCAGGCCUAGUUUUGGCACUGCAUGGUUGACCAAAGAUAGAUUUAAGGUUAAUAAAACUUAUGAGUGCUGGUAUACAAUUGGCAUUUCCAAAGUAAGCAUAUAUCGUGAUGGCUUCUUCCCUUGUCAAGCCAAAGAUCCAUCUGCUUUUGAAAUGAUUAGACGCUAUAUAAUCCUGUUCAUGAAGAUAUUACGCUCCUGGUUUGUCCAAAAAAGGGGGAAAUCAAGUUAUUGGAGAUGGGAAACAAUAGCUGGCAUUGUUACUGGUUUUUCAACUUCUUUGAUCUCCUUAAGCUUCUUAAAAUUCCUACAACAAAUGAAAUCAUGGUUGCCCCAAACCUAUGUAGCACGGAUGGUUGCGCCAAACACAAAACUGGUCUUCUUCAAGCGUGCUUGUUUUCUUGUGGCAUACUUCUCUGUUGUGGGUUGGCUGGUAAUCCAGUAUGGUAAAAGGCUUGGACUCUCUGAAAUUUACGGAAUAUACAAUCACUAGUAUAUGGUCACAAUGCAAAGAUGUAGAAUUCAGUGGUUGCUUGAUGUAUUAUAUAUACGUCGCGGAUUGGUAAGAUUUCUCCGUUACUACUAGAAAUUCACAGGUUCAAACUUGGUUAAAAUUGUGUACAUCUGAUUCUGUUCAAAGCUUGCAGUACCCAUUUACAUACGUGGAGCAAAUAAUGUAUGUGGUUGAGAAAGUAGUCUUCAGUGUAGUUCAGAAAGUAGUCUUCAUGUAUAGGACAUCUUGUGAUAUGAUAACAACUCUUAUGUACAAGGUACUUUCAUUAUUAUUUUGAAGGUUCAGGAAUUGAUUAAAAUAAAAAGAAGAAAGUAACUAUUCUCUAUC